This is a messenger RNA of Cryptomeria japonica (Japanese cedar), 2551 nucleotides long. RefSeq lists its product as uncharacterized. Bases 1849 to 2409 code for a protein of 186 amino acids. Lineage: Eukaryota; Viridiplantae; Streptophyta; Pinopsida; Cupressales; Cupressaceae. The transcript has 5 exons. Gene Ontology annotation, molecular function: protein dimerization activity. The record is from RefSeq and is a predicted model, not a curated record.
UUGUAAAAGGACAUGGGAUAGGGCCCAGUGUGUUGCAGGCAUCAUAUUUGUGACCAUUUUCCUUGCUGUUUCCCGUCAUUUAGAUUGAAGUGGAGCACAGCUUGUUCUGCACGCAUUUGUAUCUAUUUAUAAGUAAAUCCUCCCUGCCAAGAAAGAAACCAUCGAAAUCUCUAGCUUCUUUUUGAUUUUCCACAGUUACAAACAUUGUUGCUUCUGUUGAAUAUUUUGGGUAGAGAGGGAAGAUCCGACUUUCCAUCUUAACAUUCAUUUUACGAAUUUGGGGGUCACAGCCCAUCUCGAAUCAGAAGAGAUGGAUUUGGGAGAUUUGUUUUUAUUUUCAGAUCAAAUUGCCAUCUUCACAAAUAGAUAUGUAAACCCUCCUUGGCGUUUAGAAGGGUUAGCUUCUAUUUGGAAUGCUAAGGUUACGAGUAUUUCUGCAUUUUAUGACGUGAUGCUAUCCGAUCCCACUUGUGCCUCAAAACUAGUGCAUUCAAAGAAGUGCAGGUGUCCCGGCAAGCUUGAGGAGUGGAAAGAAGCUCUUACUUCACCUCAGGCUACGAACCCAGCAAGCAUAAGAUCGGUCUCCUUAUUGGCAAGAAAUGGUUGAUGCCCUUACCAUAUGCGAGACAGGGUUCAAAGCCCCUACUGAGUGUGAUUUGAGGGGACCCAUUUUGUCUCAAUUGGUGAAUGAUGUGAAGAAAGAAUUAGAUGAACAACACCAUAUAUGGAGCACUAAAGGUUGCACCAUCAUGACUGAUGGUUGGACGGAUAGGAGAAAUAGAACUCUCCUUAAUUUUCUUGUUUCUUAUGCAGGGGGCAUCGUUUUCAUCAAGUCCAUUGAUGUUUCCACCCAUUGCAAGAAUGCCACUUACCUAUGUGAGCAGAUAGAGGAGGUGAUUGAUGAGGAGAACGUGGUACAAGUGGUAACCGAUAAUGCAACAAAUUAUGUUGAUGCGGGUAAACUUUUGAUUGCAAACUAAUUUUGUUUGCAAAUUAAUUACUAUUUUGUACCUCCAUUAAUUACAAUGCUACAAAUUAUGUUGCUGAAGGUAGACUAUUGAUGGAGAGACACCCAUCUAUAGUUUGGACUCCAUGUGCUGCCCAUUUCAUUGACCUCAUGUUGGAGGAUAUUGGAAAACUCCCACGGGUCAAGAGAUGUGUAGAAAGGGCGAGAAAUGUGUGCAAAUUUGUAAAUAAUCAUUCAUGGGCAUUGGCUCUUAUGAGACAAUACACAGAGCAGAAGGAGUUGGCUUGUCUAGGAAUCACAAGAUUUACCACAAACUUCAUCAGAUUGCAGUCCAUGCUUAGCUCUAAGUCAGCCUUGAGACGUAUGAUUGUUGGUGAGGAGUGGUCUUCCUCAUCCUAUGCUGCCACCCCUGCAAAGAAAGAUAUGACAGAUUGCAUUUUUGAUGAAUGAGACUUUUGGGUCCCUUGCGAUAAGAUAGUGAAGUUUGUUAAACCCUUGGUGGUUUUGUUGCGAGUUGCGGAUGGAGAAAAACCCACAAUGUGUUACAUAUAUGAGGGCAUGGAUAGGGCGAAAGAGGGCAUCAAAUCCGUCUAUGGAGGAGAUGAGAGAAAGUAUGGUCCCAUUUGGGAAAUGAUGAUAGGAGAUGGCAUCAUCAGCUUCAUAGGCCCAUCCAUGCAGUAGCCUAUUAUCUGAAUCCGACAUUCCAUUUAAUCCCUUCUUUCAAGUCUGAUGUAGAGGUCCUUAAUGGGCUAUACUCGAUCAUGGAGAGGAUGGUACCUACCGGUACUACUCAGAUAGAGCUUAUUCAAGAGCUAUAGUUGUUCUCAGAUGCACAAGGGGAGACCUUCUCUUGUCUUGUUGCCAAAGACGAUAGGACAACUAUGAUGACAGAUCAUUGGUGGAGCUUUUUUGGCCCAAUGACACCAAAUAUUCAGAAAUUGACCAUUCGCAUCUUGAGCCAACCAUGCAACGCAUUUGGUUGUGAGCGCAAUGAGAGUAUGUUUGAGCACAUACACUCCAAGAGGUGCAAUAGAUUAUCUGUGGAGAAGAUGAAUGAUCUCGUCUUUGUUCACUACAACCUCCGCCUGAGAAUGAGAAAGAAUGCAUUAGUUGACAUCUCUCCUAUCAUUCUAGAUGAGGUUGAUGCUAAAGCAGAGUGGGCCAAUGAGAGUGAGAUAGAUCUUGUGAUUGUCUUUAAUGAUGAUGACACUGAUUGGAUUGACCAGGUAGAUAUGGAGGUUGAGGUUGUAGCCAUGGCAGAGGAGGAGCAAAGAGCACGAGCAAAGACAAGAGAUACUGAUAGUGACACAGAUGUUCUUGAUGUUGGUGAGCAUGGCAUGGUGUCACGGGGAGCGACUAUGGUUGCCGAAUCAUCCAGGAUCUACCUUAAACGCCUUCGCAAGGGGCCGAGGCGAGAGGGUGCACGCUCCUCCGAGCCAUAGGCUUGUAGUUGUAUGUACCUUUGGUAUUUGUGUGGAACAUUUGAUGAUGAUCAUAUGAUGACAUAGUUUUUUUAUUCCAUGAGUUUUGUAAUAUUGUAUAAAUUUGACAAUAUUUAUAUAUUUGUGUUUGUUAUUUCCUUCA